GACAGCGCCCAUGGAAAAACGGUGAGCGUGCGGUAAACUCACACAACACUGAGUCAGACAUGGUCAGACUGUCGGUGGUGUCAUAUCUAAAUUGUUGAACAAGUUUCGAAGAAGUAUGGUUCUAACCACAGCAGUUCUUUUAAGAAAGGCUGGAAGAUGGAGAAGCAACUUUAUUGAUCAAGUUCGGAUUCAUGUCAAGGGUGGUGCCGGGGGUCAAGGUCACCCAGCUUAUGGUGGCAAGGGGGGAAAUGGAGGUGAUGUUUUUGUGAAAGCAAAUAAGAAUAUUUCUAUGAAGGAUCUGAAGAUGAAGAGAAGACACGUUGCUGGAAUCGGAGAAAACAGUCGGGUCCGAGCGUUGCAAGGCAGCAAAGGAAAUGAUGUUAUUAUAAAAGUCCCCCUUGGAGUGUGUGUAGCGACAGACGAUAGACAUGUCUUAGGUGACCUAGAUACUGAAGGACCCAGGGUUCUUGUCGCUAAAGGGGGACGAGGGGGUUGCCAUGACAACCAAUGGUCUGGUGAAAAGGGACAAGGAGGAAACAUCAAGUUAAUUCUGAAGCUCAUCGCUGAUGUGGGACUUGUCGGUUUCCCAAAUGCUGGAAAGUCGACUCUUCUGAAGGCGCUGUCAAGAAGUCAACCAAAGAUUGCCAGCUACCCAUUCACAACUAUUAGACCUCAAGUUGGAAUCGUUGAAUAUCCAGAUCAGAGACAGAUAAGUUUGGCUGACCUACCCGGUCUGAUUGAAGGGGCUCAUAUGAACUACGGUAUGGGACACACAUUUCUACGUCAUGUAGAGAGGACUAAACUACUUCUGUUUAUGGUGGAUGUUCAUGGGUUUCAGUUGUCGGACCGGCACCCAUUCAGGAGUUCAUUUGAAACUAUUAUGCUUCUAAACAAGGAGCUAGAGUUAUACAAGCCUGAAUUGACAAGAAAGCCAGCCAUACUUGCUCUCAAUAAGAUGGACAUUGAAGGAGCUGAGGAAUGUCUGCAGGAAACAAGAAAGUUACUUCAAGAACGAGACUAUUCAAGUAUCUCUGAGGAAUUAAGACCAGCAUCAAUGAUCCAGUUUGAAGAUAUUAUCCCAGUAUCUGCCCAAGAGGGUCACUGCAUCGACCUACUUAAAGAUAGAAUCCGCUCCACCAUCGACGAGAUCCAUCAGAGAGAACACCAAGAGGACAUAAAGGAGCAGGCUAAUAAUAGGUGACCUUUGAACCCCAAGGGUCAGGCUAUUGGCCUCCCACACCAGACAUUAUUGUACCAUAACUGAUGAUCAAAUCAUGGAAUGCAACUCCUAUAGGUGAUCUUUGACCCAGAGUGACCUCUUAGGAUGUGACCUCUUCUUGCGAGGGCAAAACGUCUCAUUUUGUUAUCAUUCCAUCUAGAGAGAAUUUCAAGGAAAGCUCUGCAUGUGGAUGACCUUUGACAUAAAAGGUCACUGUGAAUGACCUUUGUGGUAUAAACUCAAGGAAAGUGCCAAUCUCUGCAACAAAUUAAGGGAAUACAUCCAACACUGUUAUUACGCAGGCAUGUGCCAAUGCAUGGCCCAAUUUCAUAGAGCUGUUUAAGCACAAAAAAGUAGCUAAGCACAACAAAAUUACGCUUACCAGAAGAGUACGAGCCAAACUAUCGUGUCACUAGCACAAUUUGUGAAUGAUAACCUAUCCUGUUAAUUUGUGCUCAGCUGAAAAUUUGUAAGCAGUAUUUUUCUGCUUCUUUCAAUCGGACAAUAACAUUUCAUAGUGGGUUGAAUGGAAGAUUUUCUAGGGUUAGAAAUAUGAUGAAACAAUCAAAUUGAAAUCAAAACAAACUAUGGAUUAUUUUGACUUUGUUGAAUAACUGUUUAAUGUGAUGCCUACCCAAACACACUGGGUACAUUUGUCACUGCAAGCUUUGUACAAUAUUUACAAUGAUACUUUAACCUAGUUUGCUUUUACCUCCAAAAUAAUUAUAAAUAUUGGAUGCUCUAAACCUAUCGCUCAAAGCUGUCCUUUUUUAGCAAACAACUUUAAAUUCUUACCCCGUUAACUUAAUUAUAAAAUGCCCUUUCAAGAUUUUCGUUUUUACAGUUUCAAUAAAUUGUCAAUAACUUUGCAUGUAGUGAAAGCUUCGUGUGCAUAGUUCAUGUCUGUAGAACCUGUUCGGCUUUCCUUUCAGACUAAAGAUUUGAAACUUUCUCAAACACUUAAA
Molecule: messenger RNA, 2184 nt
Organism: Asterias rubens (European starfish)
Lineage: Eukaryota; Metazoa; Echinodermata; Asteroidea; Forcipulatida; Asteriidae
Product: GTP-binding protein 10-like
Exons: 9
Coding region: 116-1201 (361 amino acids)
Cellular component (GO): mitochondrion
Molecular function (GO): magnesium ion binding; GTPase activity; GTP binding
Source: RefSeq, a predicted model, not a curated record